Leptopilina boulardi is the source of this 2005-nucleotide messenger RNA. RefSeq names its product aquaporin AQPAe.a-like. Gene Ontology annotation, biological process: transmembrane transport. The transcript is spliced from 5 exons. Bases 290 to 1078 code for a protein of 262 amino acids. Gene Ontology annotation, molecular function: water channel activity. The record is from RefSeq and is a predicted model, not a curated record. Gene Ontology annotation, cellular component: plasma membrane. Lineage: Eukaryota; Metazoa; Arthropoda; Insecta; Hymenoptera; Figitidae.
UACUUCAGUUCUCAGUUCCAGAACAGACGCUGCCAGAUACCUAUAUGAGAUUGGCAAGCUCUAUAGUACAGCCCAGUUGUCGUUCAGAAACGCCGACGUUGAGGCUGUUGCCUCCUUUCGUUUAAUUCUCCGCAUAUAAAAAUUAUACCCAAAAAUAUUGUUUUUUUUCAAUUUUUUAUUCGGAUGUUAAUUUCCGUUUAAUAAAUUCAAAUUGUUGGUGUUCGUUUAAGUGAUUGUUCAAGAGAAAAUAAAUCCUUUACAGCCCCGUGAUUCUUAGUAGAUCUUCAGAAUGGCAAGUUUGAAAAAUGCUCUGGGUGCUCACGAGCUAACAGACAAGAAGAGUGGAUUGUAUCGUGCAUUGUUUGCUGAAUUUUUGGGAACGUUACUACUCAAUUUUUUUGGAUGUGGUGCAGUUAUGACUGACAAUGUUGUAGCAAUAAGUUUGGCUUUUGGAAUAGCAGUUGCAGGUGUGGUUCAAGCUAUUGGUCACGUGUCAGGGGGUCACAUUAAUCCUGCCGUUACAUUUGGAAUGUUGGCAAUUGGAAAGGUGCCAGUGAUAAGAGCGAUUCUUUACGUGUUAUCGCAAUGUGCAGGUGCAAUUGCCGGUUCAGCAGUUUUGAGAGCCCUUUCUGAUGAAGUGAAUUUUUCGGAAAAUAAAUUAGGAGCCGUGGGAUUAAAUAAAUUAACACCGGUACAAGGAUUUGGAAUUGAAUUUUUCCUAUGUUUAAUUCUUGUAAUGGUUGUUUGUGGCGCUUGCGAUGGAGGAAAACCGGAAAGUAAAGGUGUUGCGCCCUUAAUUAUUGGCCUCACUGUCUCUGCAUGCCACCUUAUUGCCGUGAAAAGAACAGGAUCAGGAAUGAAUCCUGCGAGAUCAUUGGGUAGUUCUGUUGCAUUAGGAGAUUAUAACGAUCAUUGGGUUUAUUGGAUUGGACCAAUUUUGGGUGGGGUGGCUGGUGCCUUAAUUUAUACACAUGCACUUGGUACAGCAAAAGAGCAAGAGCUUCCAAAUUAUGCAAAUGUGGCCACUGAAGAAAAGGAGCGGUUCGAGUACAUCGACAGCGGACGUGGUGGCCUUUAGGGAUGAGAGAUGAGAAAAAAAAUACAAAGAGAAUCGAAGAGCGUGGUUUUCCCUUUUUUUCGUUUCUUUUUUUUUUAAUAACAAAAAAAAAUCGAGAGUCAUAACCGUUAUUUUCCAGCUCCAACGGCUUACAAGCAAGAAGGGCUCUCAACCUGCUUGAUUUAACAACGGUUAAUCUACUACAUCUUCAUUUGCGCACUUUUUAAUCAAGCAUAUAUAUAUAUAACCAGCAUGAUGCUGCAUGCUUAUAUUUUAUAUAUAAACGUUCGUCUUUAUACUGGAGAAGACCAAUUUUCAUUCGCAUCAUCACGAAGAAAUUUUUAUCCAAGUUAAAAUUUAAGUUACACUAUUUUUAUAAAAUUAUUACUAUUACUAAAAAGCUAAUUUUUUAAUUCAUUUUAAUGGUUGAAAGUGCUUUUUCAAAAUUAUACCGCAUUUUUAUGUAAAAUGGAUUUUUAAAUAUUGAGAAAAAAAAAAUAUAAAGAGACAAAAAUAUGUAAAUUUUUUUCAAGUCAGAAAUAAAAGAUUUUUCUGGUUGUGUUCUUACGAAAAGUAACAGUGAAAUAUUAAAUUAUUGUAAAUUUUAGAAUCAAUAAUAAUUAAUUUUUAAAUUAAUAAUUUUUUUAUAAUUAAUUUAAAUAAUUAUUAAAAAUUAGUUAUUAUUAAUUCAAAAAAUCAAUAAAUAAUUAAUUUUUCAAAAAAUGAUUGCCAAUUGUGUUUAUAUAAAAUGAGCUUUGAGUAAAUUUUUUUACAAAAACCUUAUGCUUGAUUUUAUAUUAUAAAAAAAAAAUGCGUCUCUUACCACACACUAAUUAAGGGAAUAAUUUAUAAAAUUUAUAAAAAUUUGUAGAUACAAAUUUUAUGGCUAUUAAUUUUCUGACUAGAUUUUUUUAAAGCCCUUUUUUCUACAAGUGUUCUAAAUUUUAU